Pocillopora meandrina is the source of this 1542-nucleotide messenger RNA. Lineage: Eukaryota; Metazoa; Cnidaria; Anthozoa; Scleractinia; Pocilloporidae. The record is from the annotation of a GenBank genome assembly.
AUGACAUCGAGGAAAGGUAAACAUGACUACUCUUUUACAAAUGAGUACUUUGGUCUACGUUUCCCGCACUCUACGUCGGUUAAAGUGGCAAACUGGGAUUCGAGACUCUGCAUAAUAGAAAAUACAAAAUGGCGGGCACACGUGCAUGUCACUAUUAGAGUGAAACGAGCAAACGUUACUACAGCCUAUUAUACCAAUUCAACCUCGACCUUUAGACCUAUUAUACAACUGUUACAUGAUGUUGAACUUAACCCUGGACCAGCAAACAGCUCUAUUAGAAACAAGUCUGAAAAGUCAAAUGGCAAUGUGAAGAUUGCACAUCUUAACGUCCGCUCGCUUAAAUGCCGUGAGCAUUUCGUUCUUGUAAAGGAAACGGUACUGGAAAAUAAGUUUGACAUAUUUACCGUAUCCGAAACAUGGCUCAACAGUUCAGUUACGGAUUUGGAAAUAGAAAUUCCUGGCUAUGUUAUCUACCGUAUCGACCGACAAGCGAAGAUUGGCGGUGGAGUAUGUGCUUAUGUCUCACGAAAUUACAGGACGGAGUACUUGAGCGAUAUAUCUCUUAUCACGGCCUCUGGCUUUCACCAACUGUGGCUAAAAAUCCACGUCAGGAACAUGAAGUCUUUCAUUGUCUGUACAACCUAUAGACCACCGGACGCAUCGUUAUCUUGUUUCGAUUCAGAUCUCACAGAGAACUUUAUUUAUGCCUCGUCGUUCAAUGUUCCAAUUUAUCUAUUGGGAGAUUUGAACUGCAGACUUGAGAAUAGCAACGAUCCUGGAGCGAAUGUCCUUGUUAAUUUCUGCCGUUCCUAUAACUUGUCAAUACUGAUCAACACGCCAACACGAGUUACGGAGACUUCGAAAUCAAUUCUAGAUGUUAUCCUUGCAUCGGACACAAGACAAGUUCAAACGGCUACGGUUAUGGAAAGCUCGAUUAGCGACCAUGACUUGGUUUAUGUCACCUUAAAAUUGAAGAAAGCGCGCGCCAAACCCGUCUAUAUUACAACCAGAAGUUUUAAACACUACAGUCCUGUUGAUUUUAGCAACGACGUAUCACUGGCACCGUGGUCCAUAGUUGAUGUUUUCGACGAUGUCGAGGACAAACUUUAUGCACUUGAUUCGCUAUUUACUGAGAUACUCGACCGCCAUGCCCCAGUUAAAACCUUCAAAGCACGCUGUAAACCAAAUCCAUGCGUAACAGACAACAUCCGGGGAUUGAUGAAGACCAGGGAUGAUUGGCGUAAGAAAGCAAAGAAAACAAAUGAUCCGCUAUCUUGGACUGCCUACAGAUAUUUCAGACAGGAAGUAAAAGGGAAAUCAGAAUUGCUGAACAGGAAUUUGUGGCCCAACAAAUCCAGAGGAAUCCAAAUAACACCAAUAAUAUCUGGAAAGCAAUUCGCCAGUGCAUCCCCUGCAAAUCUACAUCUCAGCGAACAUACAGUAAGAGCGACAAAACUGUUGCAGACGAAUUUAAUCAGUUUUUCGUAUCUGGUCAGAGCACUGUUGACAAAAUUACGUCCCUGGCUAAUGAAUGCAACCUAA